GAGACGGUUGGGCGGCUGGUAGCGGUCUGACCCCACCAAAGCCAGAACACCGCGAAGAGCACUGUGUGUCUGGCGGGACACCAUCCCGUCGCAUUGAACCUGGACACGACUGGCUGGCUGAUUCUCUCGCCGAUAUCAACAACCUCAGCCAAGUCGGGAUGCUCAGUCAAGAGAGAACAUAAUGAUCAACGCCUUUCUGGUCUUCAACGGCCAAGGUCAGCCUCGGCUGACCAAGUUCUACACACAGUUGGAAACGAGCAUGCAGCAGCGCCUGAUUUCCGAGAUAUUUACCCUCGUAUCGAAUCGACCGGCCGGAUCUUGCAACUUCCUUCCGCUUCCUCCCCUUCUCGCUGCCUCGGGCACCUCGCACUCAUCAUCCGAGGAAGAGAACGACGUCCCCUCCCUCGUUACCUACCGCAACUACGCGACACUCUACUUCAUCGUUAUCUCCACCUCAACAGAGUCACCACUUGCACUGAUCGAUCUGAUACAAGUCUACGUCGAAGCGCUUGAUAAGCUAUUUGAGAACGUCUGCGAGCUGGACCUCAUUUUCAACUUCGAAACGCUGCACUCAACGCUGGGGGAAAUGAUUGUGGGAGGCGUGGUCAUCGAGACAAAUCUAGAUCGUAUUGUCUCCGGUGUACGCGCGCAAGGCACCGUUGCCAAAAGACCGGUAAACGAAGGCCGUAGCGCAGGGCUGGGAAGCGGGCUUAGUAUGGGAGGCAACUUUGUCUGGCAUGGACGGUGAGGCAGACGGUCCGGUGUUUGAGAGGGAAAUGACUUUGCCAUCGAACAAUAUGUUAUACAUGGGCUUCUAUGCCGGGUAUUCAAAACGCCAUAAACUCCUCCCUAUGCUGGUACACUUUUAUCGGCCGAGGAUUUGUCUAUUUGGGUGUUUCGAUGGGAGCGGGUGCUUCGGGCGCAUCUCUGCGACGUUCGUAUCGCUUGUCAGCCUCGAUUGUGCCAAAGAGACCGCGGACACGCUUUCGGAUCUGGCGAGCAUAGUUAGCACCGAUCGGGAUUUCGGAAUUGGAAUCAACAAGGCCACAUACCUCCUCAGACGGCCUGUAUUCCUUGCCAAAGAACUCGAGCUCGGAGAAGAAAAAUGUCCAGCCAAGGAAACCUAGAGGUAGUUAGCAUAGAGCCCAAGCAGUUGCUGGAAGGGCUUUACAGACCAAUCACAGUGGCAAGCUGCGCAAGCUUAACGGCCU
Molecule: messenger RNA, 1211 nt
Organism: Colletotrichum godetiae
Lineage: Eukaryota; Fungi; Ascomycota; Sordariomycetes; Glomerellales; Glomerellaceae
Product: clathrin adaptor complex small chain
Exons: 2
Coding region: 182-748 (188 amino acids)
Biological process (GO): vesicle-mediated transport; protein transport
Cellular component (GO): intracellular membrane-bounded organelle
Source: RefSeq, a predicted model, not a curated record